GGUUAUCCAAGUCUCCACGUCAAAAUUGAAAUUUCAAAUUCGAAUUCAGAUCGGUUUUUGAUCUUGAACGUAGCACAAAAUUAGCAGUUUUCUAAAUGAAACCUGAGCAACCCAGAGCGAAUCCUAAACCCUAUCGGAAUAUCCGGCCACAGCAGCCGCAUCAACACCAGCAAGUUUUCAUCGAUCUGUACGACGAUGGAAAUGUUCAGGUUGUGUCGGAAGUUGUGAGGUCAAGAAUCGGAACAGAGCAAACCAUUAUUCGUAACGUCUAUCACGCCCCGUUGCACCCAGCUGCAUACGAUGGAACUUACGACGUUGCAGCGGAUGAGUCCGUAUCUGAUGGGAGUUUUUCCACGCAAUCCAUAGAAUCGGAGGUCACUGAAACUGAAUUGUCCGAUACGGAGGAAGAGGCACGAGAGCAGCUGAUCGAAGAAAUGUACUUAGAAUCAGUCGAUGAGAGGUCGGUUUAUUCGGUUCCGAUCAUUGAACUUCCGGAAGAGCAAUCGAGUAGUGUGGAAAGUGGUUCACGCAGAAGACAAUCCGUUUCGAUAGUGGGAAACGUUCGUGGUCAUGCCGUGGGAGCAAUUAUCGACCCGAACAGUACGGUCCUGAUGCAGAUGUCAAGAAACGGUUCUUCAUCUGGGCAGCAGCGAGUGACGGAUUGCAUAAGGAACGUUAACCGGUUACUGCAGGACAAAGAUAGUACGGUGAUUUUCAAGUAUCCUGACGUGUACGAAUCACAGAGCUCUCGAAGAACGCAACCCGAUCACCGGGCAACCACGAGGCAAAUGAUGGAACUAACGGAAGAUAUUCUAAGGAAAGUGGAGGGAUCUUCACGGGAAUCGAUUCUGGUGCGAUUGCAGAAUACAUUGGCGGAAAUUCUGAAUCAACCGGAGGACACCAUUGUAGUUCAUACUCACUCGAGGGAUCAUUUGACAAACCUUGAAACCGAAUCGGAAGCUUUCAUGGGAUAUUUCAGCAAAGGAACCGACACGGCAUUGUUUGUACAGCCAACGCAGAACGAGGAACAACCUUUCGGGAACCGCUCCGGAAGCGAUGACGAUGAUGAUGAGCGAAUGCCAAUGGAUCGAUUGAGAAGUUUCCUGCAAGAUUCGAUGAGAAAUCAAGAGCAAAUAAUGGAACAGACGCUUUCGACAGAACCGGAAAUCACCGUCAGUAAAUUCGGACCGAAUAUCGUGGGAGUCCUAAGCUACCCAAAUGCCUCCGCAGGGGUGGUAACUACCACAGCGGAAAACUUUUCCACUAGUGGCGAUCGACAGGAAACUACUCGAUUGAUGAAAGAAUAUUUUAAAAAUCUUGUGAAACAACCAAGUGAAAAGCUGUUAGUUCAAAUCCAUUCGGAUGAGUUCCGUAGCGUUCGAGUGGAACAGAUCAAACAGGAACUGGAUCAAUCCAUCAGGAGCGGCAAUUUAGAUGAUAACCCUUCCGGUAUCAGCGUUCGUGAGAGCGAGGAUAAAUUAAUCGGAGUAAUGAGCUAUUCCGGAGGAUCCAUCGUAAUUCAAACCUCUAGCAAAAACUGGAUCAAAAAACCUACCAAAGACGGCACUGAAGAACUGGUCAUGGAAAUUCGAUUGAUGAUUGAGAAGUUUAUUUUGAACAAUGAACUGAGCGAAGCAGAUUUGAAAGAUAUAGCUUCGAUUAUAGCUCAGGUGUUUCACAGUGAAAAGUUAGAGUUGCCAAGAGAAUACCAGGAGAAACCAAUCCUCGAGAAAGUUCGAACGAUUGUUCAUCAGCUGAUGAACCGGACCAGCGAUGAAAAUGCGUUGGCGCUGGUAAACCAGAUUCAGGACGUUUUACAAAGCAUAGCACAGUAUGAAGUCACAACGAAGAAAAAGUACAGCACAUCGGAACUAUUGAGAACUUACUUCGACGAACUGAUCUGCGAGGAGGAUACCGAAUUUACGGAAGAAGCUAUUCUUAUAGCGCUUCGAGAAGCACUGCUAACAGUGCUUGUCUACUAUGAAGCUUCUCUGUCCCACGUACUUGCCGAUCUGUUAGAGCUACUCAAAACGGUCCCAUUCGAAUCGGAGGAUAUUCACGUCUCCAGUUGUCCGGGAACAACACUGCUCACCGAUCGACAACCACCGCCCAUUAGGCAUUCGACCGAACUGGACAUUCAAACACGCGAAGUAAUUCAACAGAUUCAUAAUUUGUUGGAUGAAGAUUCGAAACAGGAAGCGGACGUUCUACCCUACGUGACCUUGUUCCAGUCACUGUUCCUAACGCUGAUAAAGAUCAUCGCUAGUUGGAGUGUGAAAAUAAAGUCUUUCAUCAACAAAGAAUCGGAAGUUCCCGUUCGGUCGGAGUCAUCGGUGGUAGGCCAGAAGCCGUCCGUAUCGUUUCAUCUUGUUCAGGAAUCGAACGACGAAACCCCCUCGGAUAUCACUCAGCAGUUGCAGUCGGAGCGUCAACGGCUGAACGACACCAUUGACGAGCUACGGAAGUUUCUGGAAAAUACCUUGGGUGUGCCGGAGUCCUGGCAUCGUGAGCGCAAGGGUUCCAUGGUGAAAACUUCGGAAGAGACUAUUGCCGCCAAAACCCGAAUGAUGACGUUAUUUUCAAAGUUACUGGAAGAAUCCAGCCAUCUGAAAACGAUGGAAAAUUCUGGAAAUGUAGUCCAUCUACGGUUGGAAUCAGCAUCCGGAAAUUUGGAACGACGAGAAUCGGAUCAGUUUGUAAUGCUGAGUGGAAGCAUUCGUGAUCAACCGAACAAUUUGGGGCUGUUUUUUGAGGCUCGACUCGUCGAUUUGAGAAAGACUUCCGAAAUGGAAUCGCAGCUGGAGUGUGUGAAGGAGGUACGACCGCUAUCUGAUACCGUCGAUCAACAAAGUUCGGGAUCGAUUCGAAAGGUACGAUCUUCGUUAAAAGGCUCUAAACUGGAUCCAUUGCAAAGCGAUUCAGCGAAGGAUGUUUCGACACAAGUGCUAGAUUCAAUGCUUAGUGAAAAUGUUGUACCGAUUGAGGACGAUGUAGAGAUAUUGGAAAGGAAGCAACUUUUGACACCGCAGGAUUCGUCACAACCACUGGAUUCGAACUCAUUAGUAAGACCGAAGAUCUCCAAUGUGGGUAGAUCUUCCAGAAUUCCAGAUCCUGUGGAAGACACUUCGCAAGUCGUUUCAUCUCUUCAGAUGACAAAAGCAGAUUCUUCUAAGGAUGAGUUUACUUCGGAAGCAGUGAAUUCACGUAAUACAAAUGUUGGUGGCGAUGGUGAGGACGAACGGCAGCAAAUUCCCGUUGAUGACACUUUACGGGAAACUAUGAGCAGGUACUUCGAGCAGAUCGUACACUAUAUUCAGCAGUCCGUUGAACCGAUGAGAGAAACUAUGGCAGAUAUUAUAAAUAAGCUCGCCACUAUGGAACUGGACAAAAUUCGGGAAAUACGUUCCAGUUUAAUGCAAACCGGUAGCAGUCUCCUGAGAAAUUAUCUCAUUGAAACGCCAGAAGCUUCUGCAGAUGUUCUGGAGGACGAACUGUCGAUAAUCGAAUUCGAAGAUAAAAAUAUUCAAUGUGAUUCAAUCGACAGUGCCAGAAGCUAUGAUGUUUAUGAUUCUGCAUUGGAACAAGAAGCUCAGUUUAUCUCGAUCGAAUGUGAACUGAACACAAUAAAGGAAAGGUUACAAGUAUUGGAUGAAAUAUACCGCUUGCUCGCUGGAUCCAUGACCGUUUCGUCAAUCACGAGCCAAGAUCAGCAAUUGCCAGAAAGUAGAUCCGAAGUGCUGCGACCAACUGUUCCGAGUGCACCACCUUUGGAUGAAAUUGAAGAGGUGACCAUAAAGCGUUUGCCGAUGAAAAUGUCAGAUCCUGAUGAAAAGGAACAACUGUCAAGUGAAUCCAUAACUAAUCGAGAGGAGUUUAUUUCCGCUAUUCAGUGUCCAGCCGAGCAGAGGAUGACUAAACUUUUUUCCGAACUCUAUCGAAAAGCUCAUUCGGAAAAAUCUAGUACGACGAAGACAGCUGAUUCGACUUUUGUUGAUUCGGGAAAAGUGUUAUUUGCAUCAAUAUCAACUCAAACUGAAGAUCUUUUCGGAAUCGAUCCUCAAGAACAUUUGUACAGUAAAAGUGUACCAGAACGAUCAUCGUCAACACUGCAUCCAGCCUUGCCAAGUAUUCUAGAAGAGGAAGAACUACCCCAGCAAUCCGAAGAAGAAUCGGUUUUCAAGGAGGUUCCAAUCGUUCCAGCUCAUGAAGUCCCAGUGGAAGUCAUCCCAACGCAAUCCUUGAUCGUGACAGAUCAUAGUCAACCUGUUGAUCAAAUGCCACAGAAUUUACGUCAGCGCAUUUCAAACGUUCUUCAACGCUACAGCAUUUCUCAAUCGAUCGAAACCCCAGAGCGUUCACCAUCCACAGAACCCUCUCCAGAUCUGUCCAUUUCGCGAAAAUCUCUUGAUCGACACGACCAGGAACAACCAGUCAUAAGUGUCAAUCGUUUCAGUAUUUCAAGGGUUAUUGAACCAUUGGAACGGUUAAUCAAUGACAACCAAACCGACGAUCGAAAGAUUUCCGUCCCAAGUGAGGAAACUUGGAAACAAACCAACCUGACAACACCGCGUGCAUCGAUGUCUACGACUGAAGCUUCUGAAGCUCGAAAACCAUCAAUUUUAAGUAAAACAACACCGGAAGAACCAGUUUUCGAGAAAACAUCGGCUGUAGAUUCACCCAAAAGUUCGACCAUUUUGCAAGAUUCAGCUCGAACCGAUAUUCAAAAACGUACUUCAAAAUCGUCUAUGGAAGCUUCCCGAGAUGAACUCCCACCGGAUUUCCGAACAUCCAGAAAAUCUUUCGACCAACGGGAUCGAACAUCUAGCAGCAGCAGUAGUAGCGCAGCACAGGUACGGAAACGUACCUUGAGUUUUGCCGGUGAUCCUACUGAGCCUCACAGUAAAUCGCGACUAAGUAGCUUUAUGCUGACAGAAUCCCGAGACGACUACGUUCCCGCGACAACUAAAAGACGAUCCACAACGGACCCAAAUUUUAUAGACCGACGAACGGAACCAUCGAGGAUUCCGUCGGUCAGGCGGGAAUCGAGUUUUUCGAUUGGAUCGACUCAGUUGUCCAAAAAGAGACUAUCGAGAACUAAGCAAGCUGAACGGAAACGGCUCGUCGAAAUACCGGUUCGAGAUGACGCGGUACGACGGUCAUUGUGUGAUUUGGCACUUAGCUAUAGACUAGGAAGGGCUCAUGAGGACGGAAAGAAGUCAGUUUGUCCCGUUGAAGUCUACUCUUGCCACCAGGUUGGUCCCAAUCAGUUGAUGAUGCACUGGGAAGUUUUACCCCGGGUUUUGAACCUGAUCUCCGGUUAUGAGAUUUAUGUCGACGGUGAAUUACGUAUCGUAUGCUACUCCAGAACACGAAGAACAGCGCUGCUGGCAAACGUCAAAGUCAACAAAGAACACCGAAUCGUUAUCUACCCAACGCCGGAUCCAUCGGCAGGUGAUUUCGCUCAAUCGUGGACUCCGGGAGUAUUUAUUUAUCAUAUCUAAAUAAAUAGCGUAUUCAGCAAGUUAUAUUUUGUUUUCGGUACAUUUUUCGAUCGACUAAGGAGAUU
Malaya genurostris is the source of this 5566-nucleotide messenger RNA. RefSeq lists its product as uncharacterized. The record is from RefSeq and is a predicted model, not a curated record. Bases 96 to 5501 code for a protein of 1801 amino acids. The transcript has 5 exons. Lineage: Eukaryota; Metazoa; Arthropoda; Insecta; Diptera; Culicidae.